Molecule: messenger RNA, 27616 nt
Organism: Cinara cedri
Lineage: Eukaryota; Metazoa; Arthropoda; Insecta; Hemiptera; Aphididae
Source: the annotation of a GenBank genome assembly
UCUUCCGCUCGUUAUCUACAACGCCGUACUACACACUUUAUUGUUGUUUAAUUAUUAUUAGCUCCACGGCAGUACUAUCUACGACCGUGAUUAGCGCUGCCGCUAUCACGAAACCAAUUGUUAUCAAAUAUUAUCCGCCAGUACCACGGGUCAAUACCGUUACGACGACAAUUGACCUACGCGGCGAUUAGGCGGACGGCAACGUAAAUUUUAUAUAGGUAUCUGUCUAUCUGAUAUAAUUGGUGUCGCCGCCGUCAACGAUUACACUGUUUUGUGUUCGUUUCGUUAUCGGUAUUGUCGUACUCGAACGAUUAGUUAUUGGAAAAUUAUCGAGGUUUUUUGUAAUGCGAUAUUAUAUUUUUUAGGCGCAUAAAAUAAUUUAUAUUUUUUUUUAUCGUACGAUAGUAAACACUUAAAAAUUUAAAUCAUUCGGAGUGUGUUGCUGAAUGUAUCGAGAUUAACGCUGCGUUAUUGUGCCGAGUUAUCUGUCGGUGGGCGUCAAUAAAUCACUUACUAAAGUAAUAUUUUUUUUUGAACACGAAAACCGAACUAAGACGUCUGCCUGGAGCGCGCGUUCGUCGCCAUCGACCGCCAUCGCCAUGGCUCACCGGCGACCGGCCGGCGGCACGUCUUCACCGUCGUCCGUCACUGCCAACGAGAACGCCAUUAGGCUCCUGGAAUCGUUGCAGAAUGAUUUCAAAUGCCUGUCCAUGGAGACGAAGAAAAAAUACCCACAAAUCAAAGAGGUAGGCAGGCUAUUGGAACUGUGAUACGUUAAAAUAUAUUCCACCUCAGUCUAGUAUAUUUGACUCGUUGGGGAGGACAAACUUUCACCGUACUUAAUAUUAAACAAUUAUUUCAGGCGUCCGAAGAGGCCAUAGUCAAACUAAGAAACUCCGCUGCUAUUGCGGCCGAUCACCUGCAACAACCCCAUCACCAUCAUCAUUUUCAUCAUAUAUAUUAUGUUGUCAAUCAAAUACUGUAUCCCGUGGUGCAAGGUUGUGAAACCAAAGAACCAAAAAUUGUCAAGGUUUGUACCUCUGUGUAUGAUUGGAAAAUAUUAGAUGAACUUGUACAAUUGUCUAAUAGUUUUUCGUUUUUGUUGUUAUUGUCUGUCAUCUUACUCUGGCAUUUUGUUUAUAGAUGUGCCUUGGGACCAUACAGAAACUGAUCACACAUCGAGCAAUUGAUCAAAAAGGCGCUCGUUACAUUACCGACACCUUAUGGAUGCUAAUGGAAUCAGGAACAGAGCAUGUUAAAGUCUUGCAAAGUGUAACUCUGUUGUUGACCACUGAUUGUGUGGUGCGUGGUGAAACGUUAGCUAGGGUAAUAAUCACAUAUAUACUUAAUAUCUUAUAAGUAUUUCAAUCUGACAUAAAAAUAUUGAAUAAUUAGAAAAGUUAUACUUAAAUCAGAUAAAUUAAUAUUUUUAUUUACUUAAAUAAAAUGUCUGUUUAUAACUAAUGUGUUACAGAAUCUGGUGUUAUGUUUUCGACUACAUUUUACUAAAGAUUCACCCUCUGUUAUUAAUACGGCUGGCGCCACAGUCCGGCAGUUAGUCGCCCUAGUAUUUGAACGUGUUUUAUUUGAAGAUGAACAGCUCGAACAACAAUUCACAGUCCAUCCUGAUAUUAAUAACGAGGAAAAUGUGUAUGACCAAUACCAACAGAACGGGACAGAGGAUGUCACUACAUCAGUUCAAGAUCAUCGAUCCCAUCAUAAUUACCAAUACAAUGGUAAUAACACUUAUAGUAGUGAUAACAUUUCUGCAACGGUUGCUGCAUUGGGCCCAUGUGCAGCAGAUGCAUAUCUCAUGUUUCAGGUAUUGUUUGGUGCAAUAAAUAUAAAUUAGUAUGUUUUAUAUUUUGUGACAUUUGAAUAUGUUAAUUUUUUCUUGUAGGAUCUCGUACGGUUAGUCAACACCGACCGACCAUAUUGGCUAGUUGGAAUGACGGAAAUGACUCGGACAUUCGGUCUAGAAUUAUUGGAGUCUGUAUUGUCCAAUUUUCAACCAGUGUUCUAUAAAGUAAUUAUUACUAAUAGUUUUCAUUGCAAAUUAUAUUUUUUUGGAGAUUAUUUGAUUACAAAAUAAGCCAAAUAUUUGUGUACAUUAAUAAUUUUAUUUGUGUGAUGCAAAUAUGCAAAAACAAAAAUUAACUAAAUAUGCAGUUGUAUGCAUUAUGGUUAUACUUAAAGCAUUAUUAUUUUUAUAAAUAAUUUAUGUUCAGUUUUUCAACUCUGCAAAUACCUUUUUUGGACGAUCUCUAAGUAUAUCAAAAUUUAAAAAAUGGAAAUUAAUUAUAAAAAUGUUCAGUAUCAUAUUAAACAAUUCUGUAUAAUUGUGUGCUAGACUUGGGCUGUGCAUAAAUGUAUUUAAAUUCGAUCAAAUAUCUAUUAUUAUUAUUUGAUAUUGUUACUCAUAUAUCAAUUAAAUGAAGUUUCAUAUAAGGGAUUUCACCAUCCUAUUUUCUAGUAACUUAUCAUUUUGCCCAUGUAUUAAUAUGCUAUAUAUUAAAGGAUAUAGAGUUCUAGGCUUGAUAAGAAAAAACUACGAUGCAUUCUCAGACCCUGUAUGUUUCAAAAUAUUCUUUAUUGCAUUAAUUAGAUUAUUAUUUUACCAUAAGUCAGUGAUAUGGAAACUCUAACAAAAGGUAUUUUGAGAAAAUACACAGAAUCCAGAGACACUAAGUUACUGUAUAAAAUAAUAAAAACAAUUUAAAUGUUACAAAUAGGGUUAGGAUUUAAAGGCAAAAUACUUUUUAAAAAUAAUUUUGAUAUAAAAAUGUGUUUCAUUUAAUACUGUGAAGAUAGAUGUAUUUUUCAUUUUUUGGCCUUUUUUAUUUAUAGAUGCCUUUUUUGUGUUUAAUUUUUAACUGCUCUGAUAGUCUUACACACAAUAUAUCUAUUAACGAUUAAAUCGAUAAGAUCUUGUGAAGACUGUGCAUUAUCCAUGUGACAUUUAAAAUUAUUUUUAGUAGGUUUUAUCAUUGGCUUUUUAUUAUAUUUAUCAUAAAUGCUUUAUCGAGUACCUAUUUGCAUGGUGUUUUAUUUUUUUUUUUUUUUGAUAUGAAUAAUGAAUAGUCAACCUUUUAACUUUCAAAAAUUAUUUCUGUUAGCUCUGGUAUACCUCAGGGUUCACACUUAAGGCUUUUAUUAACAUCUUUACAUUAGGAUCUAUGGUAAUUUUUUUUUAAUGUGUUAAUGUUCACUAAUGACAAUAAGUUAUAUUCAAUUUUUAAAAAUCACAAUGAUGCAAUUAAUCUCUCCAAGAAAUUUAGAUAUGUUUAGCCCAUGGUGUAACAAAAAUGUAUUACCUAUAAAUAUUAAUAAAUGCAAUGCUACUUUUUUGACUAAAAAAACUAUCCUUCAGUCUUUAAUUAUAAAAUUAAUAAUAUUAGCAUUAAUAAGUGGAUUUAGUUAGAGAUCUGGGUAUUUUCUUUUCCUGUAAUUUAUCUUUCUCUUUUAAUUCUAAUUUAAUUAUAUAUAAGGUAUUUAAAAUCUUAGGUUUCAUAUUAAGGAAUAAUAAAAAAUUUAAACAUGUUCAUGCACUAAAACCGCUUUAUUGUUCCCUUGUUAGGUCUAACUUAGAAUUUGGAUCAUUGAUAUAGAAUCAAAAUUUGAUUGGUAAACUUGUUUAUAAUGUUCAAUAUAAAUUCCUAAAGUCAAUUGCUUUCUGUUUAAAUUUAUCUACUUCCAAGGAUUCAAUGUCAUUAGUAGGGGAUUUUAUUUAUAUUCAACCAUGUGUGGUUAGACAUAAGCUCUCUGACCUCUUAUUGGAUUAUGAUUUUCUCAAUAAUAAUAUUGAUUACCCUAAUUUAUUAAGUAAGAUCAAUAUUUUUACUCACAGAUACUAGAUUAAAAUAUUUAAAUUUAUUUUUUGUACUUAUUUUAAAAAAAAUUUGCACCAAUUCUUUUUUUAAAUCAAAAGCUUUAAUUAUUUUUUCAAACUAAAACUUACUUUUAUAUUUUGUAGGUAUCACAUUACUUUGUUUUUAUAUCUUUAAUCAAACUAUAAUAUUACUGUAUGUAUUUUUUCCUUUUUUUUUCUUUUUUUGUUCUUGACUGUUAUCAUAUGUUUACUGUAUUUAAAGGGCUAUUGGUUUGUAAAAUGUUAAUAUUAAACAAUAAUAAAUAGAUCCAUAUAAACUAUAAAAAAAAAAUAUACAAAUGUUCAUAAUUCCUAACUUUAUUAAUAAUUUUCAAUUUAUGUAUACAUCUAUAUUUAUUUCAAGUGAGUAAUUAAUAAUAUUAUUGGUUAUAAAAAUUGAGAAUGUUGUUUAAAAGAAUUAUAUUUAUUAAGAAUACUAACAUUAAUAUAAAAUAAAAUACCAAUAAUAAUAUUAAUUGGUAUUUUAUUUUAUAAGAAUAUUAAGAAUUUCAGAAGAUAUUAACUAUAAACUCCAUGUUUUUUUUUUUUUUUUUAGCAUUCAGAAUUUGGUUUCCUGUUGAAAGAGAGAGUCUGUGCAUUGGUAAUAAAAUUAUUUUCACCCAAUAUAAAACAUCAUAGUGGCUAUACUAGUGGCAGAAGAAAUCCAAUUAGUAAUUCAGGGAACACAGUUUCUUCAAGCACAAAUAAUAACUCUGGUAUGAUGAUGGCUAGUAAUACUGGAAGUCCUACUUCUAAUCAUCGAGGAGAUGACAGACCCCAUUAUGCAAUUACAGUCAGAUUGUUGCGGCUUGUUUCCAUACUAGUUCGUAAAUAUCAUAAACUUUUGGUAUGUAUGAAUAUAUUUUUAUUAUUUAUUAUAAUUUAGAAAUAUAUCCCAGACAUACAAUUUUCCUCAUCAUUUAGAUGUACUUUGUUCAAUUUUGUAAUUUUAGUAACAUGUUAAUUUUUUUUUUUGAAAGUAUAUAUCAGUUAUCUAAUUAAUUUAAUUUGGUCCAGUUUAGGAAAUAAGCAAUUUCAUGUCUAGUGUGUAGCACUUACACCUAUACAGGGUGUCCCACAAAGAUAUACCCAUUACAAUAUCUUCUGAAAUAAUAAAGAUAAUCAAAUUUUCUUAUUUUAAGGACUAUAGAUAUUUAUAUUUGAAUUAAAUUUGUAUGUUUUAGUAAAAAACAUAAAAAAAUUACUUUUUGAUUUACUCUUUUGAAAAUGUUGAUAUUUAACUUUUUAUUUAUGAAAUUUGUGAUUCUUAAUAAUUUUAUAAAGUUUAGAGAAAAGGAGAGUAAAUAAGCCAUAAUUAUAAUAAAUUAAUUAGUGAAUGCAAUUACUACCUGCUGCAUAAUUAUUAUAGGUAUCUUCCUUUAAACUUUAAAAAAAGUAUUAGAUUAUUCAAAUAUUUGUAGUCCUUAUCCCUGUGAGUAAUAAAAAAAAAAAACUUUGUGCACUAUGUGCGCAUACUAGAAGUGAAAAUUCUUACGUUUAAACAGCUAGAUUAAAUUCAAUUUUUUUUAAUAUGGAUUGAAAUAAAAUGUUACCACUUUAUUCUAUCAUAAAGAUAUAAUAUGAUAACUGAAAUAGUGCGAGGAAAAAUCCAGAUUUUAGAUAGUUUGAAAAUCCGAAUUCUUGAAUUUUAUCAGACUUAAUAUACUCAGGAUAUGUUAUUAUCUGCAUUCAUAUAAGUAAUGUAUAUAUUUUCGUAAUCCGAAGAGUGAUCUUGAUAACAUAUUAAAAUUCAAAAUUUUAAAUGACCAGAAUAGAUUGAGUAUUGCAUUCAUAGAUAUAAAAAUGGUAUAUUCUGAAAAAGGGGUUCAACCUGCACUAUAUAUUAAAAUUUUCUCCGAAUGGUUUUCUCAUUGUAUUCACUCAGUGUCACACGUGUAUGUGAGUGUUAACAGCUGAUCAUGGUGCUGAUUAACUGGUGACUAAGGCCACUGUCACGUUUUUUUACCUUGAAAUUUUAUUCCCAGCACCCAUAAAAAAGUUUCACUUAAAAAAUAACCCAAUUUGAAUAUCUUUAUUAUCUACAGAGAUAUUACAAUGGGUAAAUCCUCCUGGGACAGUGUCCCAUGAAGAUUACUACAAUGUAAUAAUUUUUGUUCCAUUUAAUAUUAUGAAUUUUUUUUUUUUGGGGAUAUUUUCUAAAGCCUUGGGAUUCCAUUUUAUAUUUCUAUAAAUUAAAAAUAAAAAUUGUUUUUUACUAAAUCCAAGAUAGUUAUUUUAUAAACAAAAUUCAAGUUUUAUAAAUAUUUACUUAUUUUUAUUAUAAAUAUGAUGAAUAAAUUAUGUAGUUUUUAUAAUUUUUUGAAGUUUAUAAAAAUCAUUAAAUUUGUUUUUCAUAGAAAAAUUGUUAAAUCUAUUGAUUAAUUGAAGUUAAAGAUAAUUUAAAUUGUUUUCUUUGUAAUUUCUUUUAUACAUUUUAAAAAAUUGUAGAUAUUUAAUCAUACAUCAUUAAUAAAAUAUUGGACAAUCUUGGAUUUUGUAAAAACAAUUAGUUUAAAAAUUAAAAAAUUUUCUUUUAGUUUUAAUAAAAAAAAAAUGUAUGUAAAAUAUAAAACAAAGUAAUUAUAUCACAAGAUUUUAGUAAUUAUUCCAAAAAAAAAAAAAGGAAAAUGUAAAGACAUUAACAAAACAAAAGUUAUUGUAUUUGUGGAAUCUUGUGAAGACAGACACCAUGUAUUGUGUAUACUUAUAUAUUAUAAUAUUAUUACAACUUAGUAAUAUUAAUGAAUAAUUAUAUUAUAUAAUCUUAACAAAAUCGUUUAUUUUGUUAUUAUAUUUAAUUAUAAUUCUUAUCUAGAUCACAGAGAGUGAGAUAUUUUUGUCAUUUAUUGUUAAAUUUUUGGAUGCUGAUAAACCAGCAUGGCAGCGAUCUGUUGCCUUAGAAGUCUUGCAUCGAUUAAUUGUUGAGUCUGAUUUAUUGGCUGCGUUUUGUGCCUGCUAUGACCUCAAGAUUCACAGUACUAAAAUAUUACGAAACAUAAUUGACUCAUUGGCAUGCUACAUACAAUCCCUAUUCAAUCCUUCCUUAGUAAUGCCUGGAAGCAGUACUUUAAAUAAUGCCACUAUAUCGGGUGUGUAUAUUACAACAAUAACAUUUGAAAAAAAUAUUAUUUUUAUUAUAAUGUUAAUAGUAGAAUAAAAAUAUUAUAAUAUUGUGUGUUUAUUCUUCAGGAACAAGUAAUUCAGUUUUACAAGGUCAGUCACCAAGUAUGCUGGCUGGCAUGCCAGUCGGACCAGGCAUUUCACCACAACCAGGUUUUUUUAGUCGUAGUGGUAUUUGGUUACCAGUUGUCAUUCAAUUGCCUACAGGUCAAGCUAAAUCUAUUUAGUGAGUAUUAUAUUAUAACAUUUAUAACAUACUGUUAUUCUAAUAGUUAUUAGUUUUUUAAAAAAUUGAUGCAACUUAUAACUAAUGUAUUUACUUGAUACUGUGUAUAAAAAAAUAUGUGAAAAAAAUCUAAUUUUUCAAUUUUUUUUUGUUUUUUGAACAUAUAUAUAUAUAUAUAUUGAUGGUUUAAAAACGAUGGUGAAGUCAGAAUUCAGUGGACUGACUAAGUUUCAAAAUUAUAGCUUUUUAAAAUUCUAAUAUUUUAAGGAUAUUAUAUGUUAUGUUAAAUAAUUAAAUAUUGUCUUCUGUAAAGUGUAUUGUAUUUGUCUUAGAGUUUGUGAGUUUAUGCAUAAGUACAAACUUUUUGCAUUUUUUUCCCCCUUUUACCUAAACUAGAAAAAAACAAAUGCAUUUGAGUAUAUCUAGUGAUCAAUGCCAUUGCUCACUGGGACUAUUUUAACUGCAAAAUACCCUUACAUUUGUUGUGCAAACUUUUCUCCCAAAAAUCUUGCUCAAGUAUAACUUAUUUUUUAAAAGUAAAUUUAAUCUUCAUAGUAACUUGAAUUCAUUUUUUGGUUUCUUCAAGAGUUUCCUCAUCAAAUAUUAAAAGGAAAAAACCCAAGAAAAAAUGGGAAUAUGUAUGAAAUAUAUUAAUAAAAUAAUUAAGAUGUUUUUUUCUGUGGACAUUUCUACCAGCAAUUUUGCAUUAAUUUACAAUGAUAGCACUUUUACAAAAGGAAGUCUGGCUGGUGAGGUACUUUAAAAAGGUUAUUUUUUGAUUUUCUCAAGAGUUUUCCCAGCAAAUGUGAAAAACCAGGGAAAUCCGGGAAAAACAAGAAAAUCGGUACAAUAUCAAACAAAUAAUAUUGAAGAAAAUAUAUAAUACCUGUUUAAUUAUUUUACUAUAAUAUGACAUAUAUAUUGUUGACAAAUCAUCACUAUCACCUGAACUGCGCUCAAAAUCAUUUUUUUGGCAAUGGUUUAUCAUUGCUUACAAAUAUAAAUUAUAUUACCUAUAAAAGUGGCUGCACUUGACCCCAUUAUCCUAGGACGUUUUUUAUUUUGAUUUGGUUUUAUAUCAUAUCAUUUUUAAAAAACUUUAUGCAUAAAUAAUUUUUUUUGUGUUAUAAAAUAUGUAUUUAAAUUUUAAAUGGUUUAUUUCUUUGACUUGAUUAGUUUAUGAAUUACUUGGCUAUUUGAACCUAAAUUUUAAACUAUUUGUUUGCCCAAAAUAGCCUGGAAAUGAAUGACAAAAACGAUGAACCACCACAGGUAGCUGAUGGAUAUGGUGUGUCUGUGGCCUAUGCAUGUCUCGUUGAUGCUGUACGUGCUAUUCAGAUUGAAAUUCGACCUGACAUACAUCAAGGUGUCUAUACAUCUAAAAGUGACGAAAAGGAUCAUGAACGUGGAGAUGGUGAUGACACAGAUAAAAAAACUAACACCAUAGUAGAUGAUAAUCACAGUGAUGAAUUGACAGAUAUCAAAAAAUCGCCACUCCAUGAACAGAUAAUCAACAGUACUUGGUGUGGGCUUCUAUCCGCUUUCUGCACCCUGAUUGAGUCUUGGUUGGUAUUUUUAUUGUUAAUUAAAUAUUAGUUUAUGUACAUUGUGUGAGUGUAUGAAGGUUAGUGUUAGGUAGAGUAUGAUAUUUUUGAAUAUUAAAUGUUUCAAUAUAAUAGUAAUACAAUUAUUUGACAUCAAUUACAAGAUAAAUAAUACAGAAAUACAAAGAAUGGCUUUAGUUCUCUUUUCAAAAGCAAGCUUGUGCUGAGAGAGAGUUUGUGAUACAAGUCACCAUAAGAAUUAGAACAAAAUUUAUAAAAAAAAUAAUAGUAAAUAAUGAUAAUAGAAAAAUACUGAUAGUAUAUAAUAAAUUACAUGUUGUAAUGGAUAGUUGCAUCUUAAAAAGCUAAAGCAUAGAAAAGGCUAAAUUUACCCUAAUCUGUGCUUUAGACUUUGACCUAGAGCAGCUGGUACACAUAAUAAUAUUUAAAUUUAACAUAAUAAUAGAGCUAAUAUAGCAAUUCGCAUUUGGAUAUUAAUAAAGAAAGAAACUUAACAUAACAGUUAUUGAAACAAAACAUUAAUUAUAUACUUUUUAUACAUUUUGUAACUAUUAAAUUUAUAAUUAACACAAAAUUGAAUAAACUUAAAUUUUGGAAUUUGUUGUUCAAAUACAGUAUUCAUUUUAGAGACAAUGAUAUUAGUAUUGACCUUAAAAUGAGUGUUGUAGAUGUAUCAUGGAACAUCAAUGCAUAUUUUCAUUUUAUAAAAUAACAGACAAAUAUUCUUUGUGUAUAAUGAUUUUAAAAUUAAUAUAUCUAAUUCUUUAAAUAUUUAAUUGUAGGAAAUAAUGUGGGCUUAUUGAAUAUAAACUUAAAGUUCUAAUGGUUAUUAGUUCAUCAGUUAUAAGAAAUUGUUAGAAAUAUGUAAUUGUUAAACUAUGUUUCAGCACUGAUGAAGGUAUAACAGAAAACAUGUUGAAGGCAAUGCAAGCAUAUAUCGGUUUAUGUGGUCUGUUGGACAUGCGAGCACCACGUGAUGCAUUUAUCACAGCUGUAUGUCGUUCGUGUUUACCACCACACUAUAAUCUGACUGUAUUCAAUGGCCAAACCAACACUUGUUGUACAGAACAACAGUCAACACCUUCAUCAACUGCAUCAUACACUACAUCAGCAACAAUGUAUGAUCAUCAAUCAUAUAACACUGUUUCUGGUGGAGGUACAUAUAGCCCAGAAUCUGCUGAUUAUAAACAACAACAACAGGUCGUUGUAGCCGUUGGAACACCACUGGCCACUUCUUCAACAUUGCUUCAAGGUCUAUCAUCCUCUCAGAGUAAGAAUUCUAUAAUGUGCUCAUAUAUAUCUUUCAACAAAAUCUUAAUUUUUUUUUGUCUGUAUUUAGGUACAUCAAUACUAAACCAAGGGCCUGUCAUGUUAACUGCCAAAAAUCUACAAUGUAUGCGUGCUCUAUUAAUAUUGGCCCAUUGCCAUGGCUCUAUCUUGGGUUCUUCGUGGCACUUGGUGCUAACUACUUUACAAGUAUGAUUUUUCGAAAAUUAAAUUGUGUGUGAUUAAAUAUGCAUUUAUAAAAAUAAUAAUAAAUAAUGCAUUUAUAAUAAAAAUAUUAAUAAAUAAUGCAUUUAUAAUAUUAUAAUUAGAGUAAAGUGAUCUAUAAUAAUGUUUUGUAGCAUCUCGUUUGGAUAUUGGGAUUGAAACCCUCCACUGGUGGGAGCCUUAAGGCAGGAAAUGGAGGAUCAACAGGGACAACAAAUAGACAUGGUGGUGUUUCUACCACUGCUACUAACUCUGACAAUAAUCUAGUUGGUUCCUUAUCAAAUUCUUCAGGAACAGUAUCAACAACCUCAUCGUCAAAUGUAGCAGUUAUUACUACAGCUGUUAUGGCGGCAGACUUACCUGUACUCUCAACUAUGCUCAGUCAGCUAUUUGAAUCCAGUCGAUACCUGGAUGAUGUAGCACUCCAUCAUUUAAUUGACGCCCUUUGCAAAUUAUCACAUGAAGCCAUGGAACUCGCCUAUUGUAAUAGAGUAAUUCUGAUUUUAUAUUAUAUUUAUUAUAUAAGAUAUAAAUAUUAAAUAAUGUGUAAUCAAAUCUUUUAUAUCACUCUAUAAUUGGACAAGCAUUUAUUGUAAAUUAUAUUAUAAUUUGCAGGAACCAUCACUGUUUGCGGUAGCCAAACUUUUAGAAACCGGAUUAGUGAAUCUUUCACGAAUAGAUAUAUUAUGGAGACCUGUAACAAAUCAUAUGUUAGAUGUGUGUCAGCAUCCACACAUUAGGAUGCGCGAAUGGGGUGUUGAAGCAAUAACUUAUCUUGUAAAAGCAGCUUUGCAAUAUAAAUAUCAACCUCCAUUGAAAGAUAACCAAGUUAGUAUUGUAGUAAAGUAAACAAUUACCUGUGUCCUUUUAAAAUCUAGACUUUCUAUAUCAUGAAUCAUACGUUGUUUUUUUUAAUAAUAACCAAUUAAUUUUUUCUAUUAAUUUUAUUAAACACUACGAGGGCGAACCCAAAAAAACCGAACUAUUUUUGUACAAAGUUAUUUAUUUAAUUUUUUUACAAAAAAUAUUUAAUCUCCUUCAAAGUACUCUCCAUUGGAGUUAAUGCACUUGUCCAAUCUUUUGUUCCAAUUUUCGAAGCAAUUUUUAAACUCAUCUUUUGUGAUGCCUACCAACGCCUCCGUUGUUUUUUUUUAACUUCAUCAAUGUCCGCGAAACGCUUUCCUUUCAUGUUCCUUUUCAUUCUGGGGAAUAAAAAAAAGUCACAGGGAGACAGAUCGGGUGAAUAGGGUGGAUGGGACACAGUGGUCAUAUCAUUUUUGGUCAAAAACCGCUGUACAGAAAGGGCUGUGUGAACAGGAGCAUUAUCGUGAUGAAAAAACCAGUCUCCUGACUGCCACAAAUCAGAUCUUCGCCUCAAACUGUUGCGUAAUCUUUUUAACACCUCUAGGUAAAAUGCCUGGUUAACUGUCUGACCAGGUGGAACAAACUCCGAAUGGACGACUUCUCUCACAUCAAAAAAACAAAUGAACAUUGUCUUAAUGUUUGACCUCACUUGACGAGCUUUUUUAGGGCGAGGCGAUGCUGGAAUCUUCCAUUGGCUCGAUUGUUGCUUGGUUUCAGGAUCAUAUCCAUAGCACCAUGAUUCGUCACCUGUAAUGACCUUGGAAAAGAAGUUUGGGUCAUUUUGGAAUUCUUCUUUCAAAGAAGAGCAUGAUUCCACGCGGCCUUGUUUUUGCUGCUCAGUUAGCAGUCGAGGAACAAAUUUUGCAGCCACCCGUCUCAUCCCCAAAUCUUCACUUAAAAUUCUCUGUACUGAACUCCAUGUCACACCAGAUCUCUCUACUACUUCUUCGAUGGUUUACCGUCAAUCUUCCAGGAUAAUUUUGUGAAUUUUUUCUACAUUUUCGUUGGUUCGCGCUGUCGAAGCGUCAAAACGUCCAGAGCGAACUUAGUCGUCUAUAGACAUUUUACCACUUUUGAAACGGGAAAACCACUCAAAUAAUUGAGUUUUCCCUAAAGCAUCACCUUUGUAAGCUGUUUUCAACAUCUCAAGGGUUUCUGUGCCUUUUUUCCCGAGCAGGAAGCAAAACUUGACAGCCCCGCACUGUUCACGCAAAUCAGCCAUUACAAAAACAAUAAGUACGAAAAAUAACUUUUGAAAAAAAUAUCACACCAACGUAACACAACCUUCCACGAUGACAUAUUGGCAUAUUGAAUGUUGAGAAGUAUAUACACCCCUACCAGAAAAAAAUCGGUACUACUAAAACUCUGUCCCACACAACAUCAGUUCGGUUUCUUUUGGGUACGCCUCGUAUUUUACAGUAGACUUUUAGUAAAAUAUAUAGUUUUUAAAAAUUACAUAUUACUUUAUUUGUUAAAAUAUUUUCAUCAAGUUAUAAAAACAACUUUCCUUCUUAAAUUAUUGGUAUUUGAGGUUUCAUUAUAAUAUUUAGUGUAAAUAUUAAAAUUUAUCAUCAUAUGAUAAUAUUGUAGGUUAAGGUCAGUUAAGUAAUUUGUUGUUUGAUUAAUGAUUUUUUAAUUAUAGAGAUUGCAAACAUUAUUGCUUAGUCCACUUUCACAAUUAUCUUUCAAUUUACAUGGUGAUGUUCGACAACGACAAUUGGAGUGUGUAUUACAAGUAUUACAUAGUUCUGGUGAAACAUUAUCACAUGGAUGGCCAUUGGUAUUAAAUAUAGUAGGAGCAGUAUCAGACCGACAUGGGUAUUGCCAUAUUUUUUUUUGAUGACAUAAUGUAUUAAUAUUAAAUAGAUAUUUAAUAGAACUGAGGAGUGAUUAGAAAAAAAAUUACCAGGAUUGUUUUUUAAAAUAAAAUUAUUAAUUAAAUAUCUGAUCUAAACAAAUAUCACCAAAGUCUAGAUUGGUAUGUAUUUAAAAAGCUUAAAAUAGUAUACAUUUAUGUUGUAAAACAAAUCUUGGAAACUUGUACUUUAGCCAAAUAAUAUUAAUAUUCAAAAUGUGUGUUUAUAUGAAACCCAUUUUUUUUAAAAUACUCACCCAUAAAUCAUACUUUCAAGUUAAAUAAAAAAAUUAUUUAUGCAUUUUCACAAAAUUGAUAUUCAAUCUUAAGAAAAUUAAAAUAAAACAAAUGAAUAUGAAUAAAUUAGUUAUUUUAUAUUUUAAUAAAAUAUUAAUAUCUAAAUAUCUAUAUUUUGUUUAAGUAUAAACAAAAUAAUUUAUUAUUAUUAUUAUCAAUUUAACAACUAAAUAUGUACAAUUAAAAAAAAAAAUGUAUUAAUAUAAUCUUUAAAUAAAUUAAAGUAAUAAGUUAAUGUUAAAAAAAUUCCCCAAUAUAUUGAUUAAAUCAUACAUUUGUAUAAGAUAAAUUGUAUAAAAAACAAGAACUAAAACUGCUGAUGGGUUUUUCAGGCGAGAAAUUGGGAAGGUAGGAUAUAUAUAAUAAUUUAAUAUAUAUAUAUAUAUGUACAUUGUACACAACAAUAAAUCAUUGCUAGCAUAAACUGAUUUUGAGCAAAGUUCAGUUAAACAUGUUUUAAAAUACUAUAAUUUUUACUAUUAGUAUUAAAAUUUAAAGUUUUUCCUAAUUAUUAAUAAAACUAUUAGAAAAAUAAAAAAAUAAUCUCUAUGUACCAAAUAGACAACAAUUGCUACCAGUAAUUACCCUAUAUAGUGACCAGAGCAAUAUUUCUGGUAAAAAAGUUGUUGACAGACAAAUAAUAAAAAAAACAAUUACUAUGAUUUGUUUUCUCAUGAUGUAAUUAAUACAGUCCUAAAAGCAAGCUUUUCUCAGAAUCUAAAAUAAUACAAUUUGUAAAAAAAAAAAGAAUUAUUACUUCAUUGGAUUUUUUUACAUAAUAUGUAGGUUUCUUUAAGUAUAAAAAUACAAACAAUUCCAGACUUUAAUUAUCACAUAAACCUAGCCACUUUUAACUACAUCUGGUAAUCCGGUAGAUGUUGGUAAUUAAAAAAAAAAAAAAUUGGAUUUUAAUUAAUUCUUAACAUAGUCCUGUUAUUUAGUUGUUAUUAUUUUUUUUUUUUGCUCACACCUCUUAUAACUUGCCUAUUAAAUUAAAUUUUGUACAUAAUGAUAAAAUAUUAUUAUUAUUAAUGUGUGUAUUUUACAGAGAGAACUUGAUAAGAAUAGCGUUUCAGUGUCUGCAACUAGUUGUUACCGACUUCCUACCAUUAAUGCCAUAUAAAUGUUUACCAUUGUGUUUGGAAACCACUGCUAAAUUUGGCAUGCAGACUCGUGAACUCAAUAUAUCAUUGACAGCAGUGGGGUUAAUGGUAGUUAUUUUUUUUUUAUCUCUGACAAAUAAAAGGGAUUUUUUUAUUUCUUAGCUAUAGUCUAUCUUUACAUCAUAUCAAGACCAAAUAAGCUUACUAAUACAAUACAUUUCAGUUUGACUUUUUAUUUUAUAAUAUUUUUAAAUAAUUUAAACACAAUAUGAAAACAAAUUGAAUUUAAUAGUACUUACAUUUUGCCAUAAAUGUAACAUAAUCAUUACUUUAGUGGGUGGUUUUGACAAGAUGAAGUCACUUUGCAUUUUUUCAUUGGUUUUAGUGUAGCACUUUAGUAAAAUUAGUCAGCCUAGGAAUGCUAAGGCGCUUCCUUCGUGUCAGUCUUCAUUUGUGCAACAACAUUUUAUUAUUGUUAUUUAAAAUUAAAACUUAGUUAUUGAUUUCUGGAAUUUGGUUCUAGAAAAAGAAAUGACUAAAUAUGGAAACAUGUUCCAUAUAACUUAUGUUCAUAUGCCCUCACAGAUAUAGAAUGUAUUCGAUUAUAAUUUUUUUAUGUUUUGACCACUCCUCAAAAACAAAAGCUAGAAUUCAACAUAAAAUUCUAUUAUUAUUACUGGUUUUUUUUUUUCAAUACUUAGUAUUUUUUCUACUCAACAAGUUGAAUUCAAUAGUAAUAUUAAUAGUAAGAUAUUAUGUACAUUUUUGUUGAUUAUGAAAUUAAUUACUGCAUUUACUUCAUAUAAAGGGGCAAGGAGAUCACUGUAAAAUUUAUCUGAUAUCGACCAAUGAUUUCUAAACUAAAACCAUCGUGUGGUCUCAUAUUUUUCCUCAGUUUGAGCACUAAUUAUAAUUGAUUAUACUGUAAUAAAUAAAUUUAAAAAAAUGAGAGGGGUUAUAAAAAUGUUAAAUACUCAAUAAGCUACUUAUAUUAUGUAUUAUUUAUGUAUUGCCUUUUACAAAAUUAGGAAAAUGUUAAAUAUAAUAUUAUUAACUUUUUACCUAUUGUAAACAUAUGAGAAUCCUCUUCAAAAGCUGUAGUAAAAACAGAGAACAUAGAAAGUGAAACAUGAAUAGAUUAAUAAUUGUUUAUAGCAAAAUGAACAAAAAUUUAAAAAAAUUCAUAAUUUGUAUUUUAGAUUAUUUAUAUUAAUCAAAUGUAAAAAAAACACACAAAGAGACUAAUAAAACGAAACUGAUCAUGACUCUGCCUUUGUUGAGUGAGUUAUGUAUAUAUAGAGCAAAUGUGAGAAUAUUUAUUUCUUUAUCUAGCUAACUUUAAUUUAUUUAAUAUAUUAUAUUAUUGGUAUAACCUUCACACAGAUAUCAAGUUGCAUUUUUUACAUAUGAUUAACAAACUAAUAAAACUAAAUAAUUGAUAAUAGAUUUUAUACAAUAAAUAUAGUAUAACUGAUUAAUUUUAAAUUAUGGUAUAAUAUACAGUAUGCAAUAGUAUAUAUUAUAGACUCAUUACAAUAUUAUAUAAUUUUAUUAUAGACAUUUCCAAAUAUAGAUGGUUGAACCGGUUAAUAGGUCUUAAAGGUUGUUAUUAUUAUUUAACUAUAUUAUAAUUGAGUUGGCAACAUACUGGGUGCAGCCACUGUUGUAGGUGGAAAGUUGGAAAGGUAGGAUACAGAAAAGAAUUUAAUGUAUAUCUGUAAGCAAUGAUAAACCAUUGCUAAUGAAAAAACAGCUCCGAGUGGAAUUCGGUUGAUAGUGAUGCUUUGUUAACAAUAUGUGAUAUUAUGGUAAAAUAAUUACAUAUGCAAUAUAUAUUAUCUUUAAUAAUAUUUGUUAAAUAUUGUAACUAUUUUCUCGGUUUUCCUAUAUUUGUCCCAUCUAUUCCGAAAGCUAUUGGGAACAUCAAAAAAUUACCUCCCUAAAGUAACUCCUCAGUCUGAUUUCUUUUUAGAAAAGUGUCCAUAGAUAAAAAAAAAUAAACAUCUUUGUAAACCAAAAGCUUCUUCGCUCCACUCAAAAUGUAAAAUAGAUAUGCAAUUUAUUAACCUUCCCUACUACUCCAGUCUAAAUUUUAAACUAUUAACUAACUCAUAAACUUUAAAUCUAAUAUUAUAGUUAUGCAUGUUAAAAUGUCUACAAACAUUUUCUCUAUUCAAAUCUAUGUUAAAAAAAGGGCUUUCCUAUUUGAAAAAUAAAAGUAUAUACCUGUUUAAUGUACAUGAAAUAAGGGUAAAAAAAUUAAAAAUGAUCUUAAAAUAAAGUUUACCAGAUUCCACUAUGAUAAAAAAACAGAAAUUGCUGGUUCAUAAUAAAAAAUAAAUCAUCCUGAAGAUUUGGAAUACACAAAUAUAUUAUACCGUUCUAGUAACUCCAACAAUUUUGUUGUUUUUUUAUAUUGCAUUAAAUGGUGAAAAAAUGUUUGCUACUUAUAAGAAUGUACAAUGUUGUGAUACAAUUUAUUGUUUUUUUUUUUUAGUGGAAUGUGGCUGAUUAUUUUAACCAAAACAAAGACAAAUUGCAUUGUAAUAACAACAGUGAAAAUAUCAAUAAAUUGCCAGGAACUCGCAAUGCCAGUGGUGAAACAACUGAUGGUAACUUUGUGGAUCAGGAGACCUCGGUGUCUGACCCACAAGAACUGAUAUAUCCUGAUUUUCCUGGUGUUACUAUGCUAGCAGAAAUGUCUGAAUUCGACAAACUGUGGAUGUGUUUGUUUACUAAACUGGGUAAAUACAAAGUGUAUAUAAUAUGUUUUAAUGCCAUAUAUGCUUUAAUCAAAUUUAUUUAUAACAUUAUAGGUCAUAUAAUUUUUCAAUUCUUUUGGGUUACUUUAUAAUAAUAUAUAUAAUUAUAUUAGUACCUAGUAAAAUAAAAAGCUACAACAUUUUGUUUUGACUGUUCAACUUGUUGAACUCAUUUAUGACCAUCACUGCAACUAAUAAUUCUCCUUUUUAUCGUUAAAUACCUACAGAUCCAAAUAUGUUUCUUUCCCAUACUGCUAAUAUAUUACCAGUUUCUUUUAUUGUGGAUCAAGUUGAUGUUUAUUUUAUACAUACAAUUACUUUACAUAUUUAUAACCUGUAGUAUUGGGUUUUUCGCAUUGAAUUUUUAUUUAAAAAAAAAAAAAUCCAAAUACUAUAUUUUGCAAUUAUUAUUAUUAUAGGUGAACUGUGCAUUGAUCCCAGACCGGCUGUGAGGAAAUCAGCAGGACAGACGUUGUUCUCAACAAUUUCAGCACAUGCCAACUUGUUGACACCAUCUUCAUGGAAUGCAGUCUUGUGGCAGGUAAUGUUCUUGUUGCUUAGUUCUCUGGGAGUCUUACACCAUUAUUAAUUGUUAAAAUUUAAUACAUGUAUAGGUACUGUUCCCGUUGAUGACAAAGGUGCAAGAUUUUUGUGAAUCAGCUAGUGAUUCUACGUGUAACACAGUAUCCACUGCUGAUUGUCCUGGUGGUGGAAGUUUAAGCAGUAAUGGGGGUUCAGCAGGUGGUACAAUUUUGAUUCACCAUUCACGGAAUACAGACCAAAAACAAUGGGCUGAAACACAGGUUAGAUAAAUUAUUUAAAAAAAAAAAAUCACUACAAGAGGAUAAAAUUUCCGUUUAUUUGUGAAAAUUUGAAAACAUAAACCUAUGUAGCAGUGUAUUGAGCUAGUUGAUAUUACAAUGGUAAGGCUAACAGAAAGAUUGGUAUAAUAGGUAUAGUGUACAAGUCAAUAAUAAUAUAUUAAUAAUUAUAUCUUAUGCAUAAUUAUAGUUACAAAAGUAGGUAUUAUAUAAUAAUAUCUACCUUAUUUUUCUUUGCAGUAUUUGUUAUUUUUAUAAUUUAAACAAAUGAAAAAUUUACGUCAGUUACUAAUACUAAGCAAAAUAGUAAAUGACUUGUGUAAUAUCUCACAAGAUGGCAUACGUAUCACUUUUUAAUAAAAAUUACAAGCUUACUUUAUAUUAUUUACAAUAUUGCAAUGGUAAACAGUAGCUUCGAAAAUAAUAUUUUGAAUCUUUAAUAUUAUUAUCGUCGCUAUAAUACAGAAAACGUGAUGUAAUUUUGAAUUUUUUUAUUGUACCAAAGGUAAGUACGCUGUACGGUUUGGCCAGGGUGUUUAACGCGGAAAAAUACUCAAUGACCGUCGGCGGAGAUUUCGUGAAAGCGUGGGCACUGUUGUUGGAGUACAUGGAAAACGCCGCUUCGAACAGAAACGUGGAGGUUCGCAUCAACAAUUUGUUACUUAUUUAUUUUUUUGUUAUUUUGGCCUCUCGGACGCCAUCCCGUCGAAUAAAUAAUUCGUUCCUGUUUUCGGCCCCUUUUCUUCAAUCUGGUUUUCGAUCCACCGAAUUUACAUUCCUUUUCACACCGUUUUUCCAUCUUAGACGAGGCCUUUUUUUUUUUUGCUAUUGUAUUAAUAUACACUUCAAUUACCGCUCUUAUCAUAUUAUACAAAAUCGUAUUUCCGCAAACCAUCAUAUCCGACCCAUAUCAGUCGUAUAAUAUUUAUUUGUCUAAAUGAAUUAUACAGUUACGUAGGCACGUUUUCAGUGCAUUGUAUCUGAUGCCCUCUUCUAAUCGUUUGUACGCGAUUAUUAAUUUUCAAUAUUCGUCGACAGACGAGUGUUGUAUUAAAUGAUACUAACUGUACUAUUGAUGGGAAUAAUCCGGAUUCGCCGAAGUUUGGUAAUCCGGACUUUUGGAAUUCGGAAUUAGAAAUGUAUUUAAAAGCCGAAUUUUCGAUUUCGAAACUUGAUUUCGAAUUGUUUUAGCCGUUUUCUGUAUUGUUCAAAAACCAAUCGUAAUUAUACAUUUAUUUAAUGUAAUACGAAAUUGAAAAAAAAAAAAAAAAAAACUUGAAAUUCAAAAUCCAUGUUUAGUUGUCCACAAUCCGAUAAUCCGGAUUUACGACACCAUCGCUAAUACUAACAUCGGGGUCAUCGAAAUUUCCAUUGCUAUCGCGUGUGCCGCUUAUUCGACAGAAGAAUAAUUUACGUAUUCUACUCGUCUAAAGUAAUUAUGUCGAUAUUCGGCGAUCCUCUCGUCGUGUUCGUUUCCACCGGUGCGCGCGCGUAAAUCCGCGGCCGGUUCCGGCGCGCCGAGUUUUCCGUGGUUUCACGCCAAACGUGUCGUUCGGUGUUCUAGGUAUCGCUCGCCGGUCUCCGUUCGUUGCACGAACUCUUGGUGGUGUACAGUGCCAAUAACGUGCCGGGCAACGGUUGUCAGACGGCGGCACAUAACGACAACAAUCCGGCCGCGAAAACCGGCGGCCCGGCGAACGUCCAGUCGCCGCUACCGAAACCGGCGAGUCCGUUGUCGUCGAUCGAGGACGAAAUUUGGGCGUGCACGUGGACCGUGUGGAUACGCAUUGCCACGGCGUCCACGACGACGGCCGUAGCCGAUCUCAUGGCCAACACGCCGCUGCCGACGACAACGACGACGACGACCGCGACCGCGAGCACGGCGGUCUCCGGCAACAAUAACAAUUCGGCGACGGUAAAAGAUCGCCGAAUACGGGAAUGUCAAUCGCAAUUGCACAACCAGACGCUGCAGCACAAGCAACAGUUUCUGACGGCCCUUUUGCAAAUAUUCCCGUUGAUAUUCACGCGCAUUAAAACCAGGUAAUAACAUAAUACGUCAUAGUGUUAUUACUACAUUCAUUUUACUUCUUCUUGUUCCAAGUGUAUUACCUCUGCUUCUUCUUCUUCUUCUACUUCGCGUUCGUCCCGACUAUUCGGGGUCGGCCACCGUGGCCCGAAAUUUCCGUUUGACACUUGACCCCCGCCGCCUCUCUUGUUUGGUCUCCCGCCUUUAUUUCCUUCGUCAUUCUUAGGUACCACUUCCGAUUCCACUGUCCUCCAUCUCGGUCUAUUUUAUUUUAUUUUAUUUUUUUUUUUCGUCUACUAUCGAUGCUUAACGCAGCCAAAAUAAUUUUUUUAUAUUCUCAAUUUAUUAAUGUGCCCCAUAAAAAGGACGUGUUCUUUCCUGAAACUGCGUCACAUGUAAUCGUUCCUUAUCCUAACUUCUCUCGCUACUCCAUGCAUCUAUUUCAUUCGUUGCCGCAUUCUCUGUUCUAUUUUUCUGUCAGCCGCCCAACAUUCCGAACCAAGCAACACAUGUUUCACCGCACUCUUGUAGAACUUAACACAUCGGAAUGCUCUUGUCGCAUAAAAAACCCGACGACGCUUCUCUCCACAUUAUCCGACCACACUUGAUCCUAUGAUUCACAUCCUCGUCAAAUCUCCCAUUAUUUCGUACAGCAUAUCCAAUGGGUACGUAAAACUCUGAACUUCGCCUUAUUACGUCACCGUGGCUCAUUGUUGUUAUCCGUCUUGUCCCGUUUCUCCAACUCAUACUCCGUUGCACUUUUAUUUAUGUCACUAGACCCCGUGUUGAUUUUGAACCUUUCUCUUCUGCCCUAUUAAGGUUCACCGACGGCGAUUUAAAAGACCUGUUCCGCGUGUUGGACUCGGCGGCCGCAUUCGACGGUUCGGCGUUCGUGGUCAUGUCCGAAGGAAUCCACCACCAUCACCUCCACCAUUAUCACCGGGAACAAAUACAACAGCAGAGCUACUACGGCGGGGGCUACAGUCAACAGCAGCUGACACGGUUGCAAGACGAAAUCUUGCAGUGUCUGGAAACGUUGGAACGGGAAACUCUGUUGUUCGCAGACGACGAACCGGCCAACCCGACGCCCGGUGCGGCCGCCGAUCGCGCCCCCGCCGUCCACGCGGCUCGCGACGGCGAUAAGAAAAGUCUAAAGCACGGACAGCGUACGAAGUUGGUCGAACGGUUCCUUUGUCCGCUGUUCGAUCAGCUAUUGAAAUUCUGUCGUUUCGUGUGCCCGCCGUCGUCACACUUCGCCGCGGUCAACGGGCCUGCCGGCGGCAAUUCCGGAGUACAACUGUCGAACGGCGGCAACGGUACGGCCGUCGACCAUUUAAACCAUCAUAAUAAAGUACGUAAAGUAACGACCGCGGUGUACGGGUUACCGGUACGCUGUCAGGUUAAUAAUAUCCCGCGAUACAAUAAUAAUAUAAUACCUUGUAUAGUUCGCGUGGGCGAUGGCGGUCGAUUCCAAUUACGUGGCGUUUGGCGAGAAAGCCGUGCUCAUGGUAGUCGAUUUAUACGGAAUGACAGCGGCCGAACCGUGUGUCGUCAAAGGCGAAAUUCUCAGGCAAAUCAUCGAGGUGAGUGAUAAGCGAUACAUCGAAAACCGAAGUUUUAUUUGUUAAUACAGCGAAAUCGAUGUUUGCUGUAACAUUAUUCAACACACAUACCCAUAGGUAUACCUACCCGGUUAAAAUUUAAACAAUUUACGUGGUUUUCGCUUGUCGCAGGUGUUUUCCGUGCCUUUGGCAGGUCGAUACUCCAACCAUCCUACGCCGGCGUCGACGUUUCACUGCUAUGCGGAUGUUGGCGCCGCGUCAGGAACCACUCAGCAACAGCAACAACAGUACCUCAUGUUGGUCCGGCGGCGACUGCAACAGCAACAGAACACGUGGAAACUGUUAGUAGUGGGCCUAAUGAACGUUUUGUCCGUGGGCGUGCCGUUGGCCCGGGAUUACCGUGGCGACGAUUACCUUUCCAUAUGGUCGCCACUAGGCUCCGUCCUUGAAGACAUACUGUUUCCGAAAAAGUUUGUAUACACCAUGCUAAUGGCCAUAUUGAUAUUAUUCUUGGUUGCUACUCUUUCUGGACACGUGGAAAAGUUCUGGGAGUUUGUAUUUAGUUAGGGAAAUUGAAAAUAUUUCAUGAUAAUUCCUGGAAGUUUGCAAUUUGAUAUCAGGUUGAGGGUUUUUUCUAUCAAACUAAUGUUUAUGGCAAUGAAACCAAAUAAUUUUUUUAAACAAUUAACACAAAUUUUAUUUAAAUUAUAGUUAAAUUUUACUGCCAGCCAAAGAACCUGCUAGUGAUUAUAGUUAAAAUUAUAUAUUUAUUCUAUUAACAAAAUUUAAUUGGUUUUCCAAUUAAUUAUGUUUAUUUUUUAUAAAACUUAAUAUAUAGAUGUAGUAAAUAAAUAUAUAGAAUUAAAAAAUGAAUAAAUUAAUACCUGUAAUAUUAUGGUAAAUGUAUUAUACAACCAGUUUCAAAUUAAAAAUUCAUCAUCAAGUUUUUAGGAGUGUUAACCAUUUUAAUAAUUUUGUUUUUCUUCUUUCUUGGGUUAAUCGGCCGCUAGGAUCACCCCAUCUCACAACCAAUUCUCCAGGCAUCUCUAUUCAUCGCCAAAUCCUUCCAGUUUGCUCCGCCUCCUAAGUCUUCUAUAUCUCUCUUAACUAAAUCUUCCCAUCUCAAUUUUGGUCUUCCCAAAGGCCUUUUUCCUACUGGAUUCUGUUCUAAAUCCAUUCUUAGUAAAGAGUUCUGGCUUCGCAUUGCAUGUCCUGCCCACAGCAACCUUUUUUUCUUGAUCGUCUCUGCUAUGUUAUUUUCAUUAUUUUUCCUUCUUCUCCACUCUCCUGUGAUGUUAUCUUUUAUUGGACCGAAGAUCUUUCGUAAUAUUUUCCUUUCUAGUAUUAAAAACUUAUUCUCAUCUGAUUUCCUUAAUGCCCAGGUACAAUAUCACUGUCUCUUUAUCUCUCUUGAUAAUGAUUUAGAACUUAAUAGUUUCUCCAAACCAUAAUAAGUCCUGUUUCCCGCUUGGAUUCUCGCGGCUACUUCCUUGGUGAUAUCAUUUUUUUCAGUCACAAUUGAGCCAAGAUAUUUGAAAGAAUUGACUCUCUUAAAUUUAAAAUGAUCUACCUCUAAAACGUGAUCCAUCCAAUUUUGUCUACCUAUAAUCAUAUAUUCAGUUUUUUGUUCAUUAAUUUGUAGUCUUACUUUCUGUGCUGUGUCAUUAAGUCUGUCAUAGAGCCGUUUAACUCCAGCUUAAGAUUCGUUCAUCAGUACUAUAUCAUCGGCAUAUGCCAAUAAUGCGGAGUUUUAUUCCUUCGUGGGGUUCAAUUUUCAUCCCUCUUAUUACUUUUUCCAAUACCAGGUUGAAGAGAAUAGGUGAGAUGGAAUCACCCUAUCUAAGGCCGGAUUUUACUGUAAUUUUGUUUUUACUUUAUUAUUUUAUUAUUUACGGCGUUCAUACUUCCCCCUUCUAUGGAAAUUUUCAAACAUAGUUUUAAUUCCUAAACCAAAUAAACCACCCGAUCUGCCUUCCUCGUACAAGCCAAUAAGCCUUUUACCUUUUCUAGCCAAACUAUUAGAAAGAUUAAUACUUAAGAGGCUAUUACCUUACAUCUCUAAGUACAAGAUCCUACCAGACUUCCAAAUUGGGUUUUUGUUCAGAGCAUAGUACAAUACAUCAGGUGCAUAGAUUAGUUGACGCAAUUUCAUACUCCUUAGAAAAUAAAAUAUUAUUGUACUUGCGCCUUUCUUGACAUUAGUCAGGCGUUUGAUAGAGAACAAAAUUAAAAAAUUUGUCUCCCCAUGUAUAUUUUUAUUACUUAAAUCUUAUCUAAACAAUUGCCAUUUUCAAAUCCGAUUUGGAGAAAAUAUUUGCUUAAUUUAUUUUGAUUUGUAUUAUAAAGUACAAAAAAAGUAGCGGAAUUUAAAAUUGAGUAUUUAUUAUUACCUAAUUUUGUGUAAUGUAAUUUUUUUUUCUGGAAACCUGGCAACUUUCAAAUUCAAAAAGAGUGGACACCCUUUUAUUAUUAUCAUCAUCAUCAUCAUUAUUGUGUACCUAUAUAAGAUAUAUUUUAUUUAUAAUAUGUUAGUUUUCCAAUCUGUUCAAUAUAAUAUUAUCGUUACAGCUUACCUCCAUCAUCCUCGAUAGUUAAAAACAACAAAAUUCAAGAUGAAACUGAUGAAAAUGAAUCUGUUAUCAUAGACUGUCAACUGGUUGAGUUUCUGAAAGAUGAAAUACUAUCACAAUCCACCAAUGUGCCCCGGGAGUUCAUCAUGCGCGUAGUGGUAUUAUUGAACCGUGGUUCAGUACUGUCUACGACCACCGCUUCUGCUGUACCCAGUUACCCCUACAGCAAUAGUGGUAUUAUUUUUUAAAUUUUGUAUAAAACAUGAUUUUCUCCAAUUAUAUUAUAUACUUUUUUUCUAAAACAUACCUAAACCAUCUGACUGUCAAAUACCAUUGUAUAUAGGGUUCGAUUCAAUGUUGAUGGUCGAUUGCCGCGAUGUUACUGGAGUUCCUAGUGGUACUGGCCCUAGCCCAGGCGUUGGUGGACCAUCACCACCAUCCAUUUUACGUGAACAGUUUGCCAAAGUGUGUUUCGAAACACUGUUGCAGUUUUCAUUAGUGGAUGGUAUCACUUCUACGUCCUCCUCAUCAUCUCCACCUCCGGAAACUGUGCAGGCACAAGCAAACCUCGACGACAUCGGUUCCGCCACAGAUGCUGUAUUGAUCACUGGAAAAUUGGCUGUGACGGCCCUGUUGCAUAGGUUCCAGGAAGUGGUCGAGAAAUUUUGUCAUGACCAAAAUCUAACUGGAAAAUGCCCUUUGCCGAGGUAAUUUUUUAAAAUAAUAGGAUGUCAGCACACUAAUUGUUCUUACUCUUCUAACCCAUUCAUAAUAUAUUAAAUUUGCUUUCAGCAGAGCCAAAAUUGUGUUAUUAGCUGAAGUCUUAGUGUGAAUUGACCUAUUAUCAUACUUAAGGUUAAGAAUAUUAUCUGUGUUUGUAUAUUGAUAUUUGCAUGAUAUUUAAAUUUUAAACCAAGAUAUGAGCAUUUUUAAAUUGUAAUAUUUUACGGGCUCGUAACUUACAUAAAAUGACAUUGACAUUGAAAUGUCAAAAAAAGCUAAUGCACAAACAUAGAUAAUUUUCUUUAUUUAAAGUUUGAUAAUAGAUCAAUUCACUCCAAUAUUUGGGCUAACAACACAAUUUUGGUUCUGCUGUUUUGUAUAAAUUAUGUUGUGCGUUGGUCAGAGAUAGAAAAUAAAUAGUGGCAUCUUUAUAAUGGAUUCUUAAAGACUGAUAUUAUAUUAUUUAUGAUGUGUGUAUACAGGUAUCGCAUGUCAGAAAUAUCAUUUGUAUUAAAAGCGAUAGCUACGCUCAUUGUGUCAUUGAAGAAAACUCCCGAUAAAGGUAAAUAUCCAGUGCUGUAUUAGGAUACUUUAAAUUAGUACCUAGAUACAGAUACAGAUCCUAUACUUAAAAAAGUAUCUAGACACAGAUACAAGUAUCUCAAGAGUAUCUUAAGAUAUAUUUAAUUCAUUAAUAAUAUAGAAUUAUAGAGUUAUAACAAAACAAGUAAGGGGUACAUAAUUUUUAAUACAAAUAUUUGUAUCUAUAUUUUCAACUUUACUGCGUAUGCGCCCACCAAUUUUGUGUUAGUUUGAACAUGUGUUGGAACAAACUUAUUAUUUCACUAGAUUUAAUAUUUUACUGACAUACCUACGAGUUUAUUCUGCUAUUACUACACUCCAACGAAUGCCAUUAUCUUGAACUACCUAUCUUCAGUUUUCUACUCAAACUUUUAAAAUCAACUUACCAAUUUACAACUUACAAGUCGUAUAAUUUUCUUCCUGGAUCUUCCUUGGGUUUCCAUUAUUACCGGUUUCACCAUAUUCCUUAUAGCUCCGUCGAACUUCCUUCCCCAGUUUCUUUUAUCCUUCGUAGGUAUAUCAUAGGCUAUAUCAGCGGUUCUCAACCUUUUUUCAUUCACACACCCCUUGACCACUCACUACUACUUUACGGACCCCCCAAAUGCCAAUUUUUCAUAUAUUUUCACAUAAGAUGUAUAUGAAUUAACGAAAUAAGUUUAAUAAUGAAAAAUUUGAUUUAUUUUGAUCAACAUGCGCAAUACAUUGUAUAUAUAAAAAUAAUAUUGAGUUAAAAAUGUAAUUUUAAUGUGAUCCUUGAGAUUGUUUGCUAGCACUUAACUUUUUGAAAUCUGGCUCCACGGAUGAUAAAUAAACUCGUAAGUCUGAACUCACCGAGAGUCUAUUGCGGUACUUAUUUUUAAUAAAUGUAUAUGACGAAAAGGCUCUCUCCACUAAUACAGAGCUCGUAAAUGGUAGUAAAACAUUGAAUGCUUUGUAAGAAAGCUCAGGAUAUUCGGCAAUUAAAGCAAGCGACUGACUAAUUAUUGGAAUACAAAUAUCAAACAAACCGUUCACAAGAAUAGUUUUAUCUGAAUUUAAGAUAAUAAAUACUAUGUAAUUGUGACAAGCAACGCCACAUUACCAGAUUACAUACAAUCUUAUCGUACCCGCCACUAUCGCUUAUCGCUAGAUAAGCUAUCGCUUAUCGCCUCCUAGAAUGAUAUAUUAUACCUAUUAUAGUAUUAUACUCUUAUUAUACACUUAUGCUAAAUCGUAUAAGUUACAAUACAUUGAAUAUAUAAAAAUAAUAUUGAGUUAAAAAUGUAAUUUUAAUGUGAUCCUUGAUAUUGUUUGCUAGCACUUAACUUUUUGAAAUUUGGCAUCUGGUGAAAUACACUUAUACUAAAUCGUAUAAGUUGCGAAAAACCUAUUUACAUCAUUUACAAUAUUUCACAACUAGUUUCACAAGUAAUUUCAAUUAAUUACAACAAAUUUCAAUUUUUUCGCCAUCACCCCUAGGGUCCGCGGACCCCCGGUUGAGAAUCGCUGGUCUAUAUAAUAAUUUCUGUUAUUACUUUGUUCUCAUAACUUCUUGAUUUUAUUACACUGUGAUACUAAUAUUAUUAUAAUGCAUAAUUUCACAGUCAAUAAAGCUGUUUGGGAUCAGUUGGUCCGACUGUACCCAUGUCUAGUACGGUGCGUGCCGCACACCCAACAGUGUUAUUCAUCGCCUCAAGUCACGGAUUCACUGACCGAAGCUUUGUUACAAUACGGUGAUCUGUUGCUCAAAUCGCCACCUCCGUCAAGCGCCACUGACGCUCAACAAGAAUAAGGGACACAAUAAUAAUUUGUGUAUAGUAUUAAAUAUUGUAACAAUUUUUUAUUAAUAUUAUUCUUCACGACGAGACAUUCCUCGUGACGCCGCCACAGCUGCCACUGACACCGCUGGCUGUCACAUGCCUUCUUUAUAAAUGAUUUUUAUUAUUAUCAUUAUUAUUAUUUUUUUUCAUUUUUCAUUUUGUUUUCUUUUUUUUACAAAGUCACUAACUAAGGCCCGUUCUUACAAUAUUUAGUUAACGUUAACCAAGCAGUUAAAUUUGAUGAAAGCCAGACAAUUUUGUCAGUUUAACGCAUGGUUAACCUUGAUAUUGUAAGGACCUAGCUAAUAUAGAAUCUAUUAAUACAGAUUCUGUAUUGGUCUGUGGUAUAGGUACAAACACAUGCGAGUAUUAUCAUUAUUAU